AUGCUGAUCCUACCGCCCAAGCCUGCUAUGAUCACGCAUCCGCACGCCACCCGCUGCUUCCUGCUCGCCGUCGGCACGGUCGCGGCGCUCGGCCUCCUCCUCGUGGCUCAGCCUCCGUUGCAGCCGGCACUGUCGCUUGUGCACGGCGAGAGCGCCGCACGCACCGAGGGCGCCACGCACCCCGAGACCGCCGAGAGCGCUGACGGCUGCAUCGGCAACGCCAGCGGCUACGCGUGCGAGCCCACCUUCUUCAUCUACGGCGCGAGCAAGUGCGCGACCUCGUCGAUCGCGCAGUACCUCGUGACGCCCGCCGACACCGCCGCGCCGACGCAGCCGGCCGCCGCCCUCCCCUUAUCCACCGAUCUCGGCGUGAACCUGAGGAAGCUGGAGCUGUGGCGCAAGCGCGGCGGCGGCGACCUGGAGCCGGUCCUCGCGAGCGGCGCCGUCGCCCUCCUCGACGCGCAGUGGAUCAUCAGCCACGCCGAGGCGGGCGGCGUCCUCGCCCACCGCCAGGCUCUGCCCAAAGAGGCCUUCCUCCCCCUCGCCGACCUCGUCGAGGCGACCAACUUCCGCAACGAGUAUGACCUUCCCGUCGCCGCGCUCUCCCUCCCGUGGCUGAUUAGCUCCGAGAGGUUUGGUCGGUGUGGAGCGGAGCCCGUAUUGUACGAGUAG
This is a messenger RNA of Emiliania huxleyi CCMP1516, 672 nucleotides long. RefSeq lists its product as hypothetical. NCBI's taxonomy places the organism in Eukaryota, Haptophyta, Isochrysidales, Noelaerhabdaceae. The transcript has a single exon. The record is from RefSeq and is a predicted model, not a curated record. Bases 1 to 672 code for a protein of 223 amino acids.